Molecule: messenger RNA, 1317 nt
Organism: Fusarium sp. VM40
Lineage: Eukaryota; Fungi; Ascomycota; Sordariomycetes; Hypocreales; Nectriaceae
Source: the annotation of a GenBank genome assembly
AUGAACAAGUUCAAGAUCAUCAUUGUUGGUGGAGGGCCAGUUGGCUUGACUACUGCCCAUGCAUUACACAAGGCCGGCAUCGACUUUGAGCUGCUAGAGCGCAGGAAAGAGUACAUUCUGGAAGAAGGCGCCGGUUUAGCCAUUGGUCCUCAGAAUCUUCGAGUCUUUCAUCAGCUGGGCUUACUCGACAAGCUUCUCAAGCAUGGCACAGAGAUCCUGCAAAACAAGGGCUUCACUGCCAACGGUCGACAGUUCAAGGGGAGUUGGAUUUUCAAAGAGGUCUCGGAAAACCAUGGCAGCGGUCCAGUUGUGAUCCACCGAGCUCAUGUUGUCAAGACGCUCUACGAGAGUAUGACAGAAGAUCUCAGGGCCCGAUGUCAUCUAGAUAAGACCGUCUCGGAUAUCAAUCAUUCCGAGCAUUGUGUCGAGGUUUUAUGCUCCGAUGGAUCUUUGUUCAAGGGCGAUAUGGUUCUAGGUGCAGACGGUGCUAACAGUAAGGUGCGCAAGAUUAUACGGAGGCUUGCCCUGUUGGAUAACCCAAAUGCUCAGUGGGACGCGGAGGAGGUGUAUUCGUGCGAAUACAAGUCCAUCUGGUUCAGCGUGCCUGGGAGACACGAUGAUAUUGCUCCAGGUCAGCUUUAUGAAACGCAAAACACCAAUAACUCCGUCAUGUAUAUGCAAGGCCGUGACCGAGGGUGGGCCUUUCUCUUUGAGAAACUUCCAGAACCAACGACGGCCUGCGUGAAGUACACAGAGAAGGACAUGGCGGAAUUGGCCGAGAGAAUGGCUGAUUACCCUGUUACGGAGAAGUUCAAAGUCAAAGACGCCUUCGCCCAGCGAGCGGCGGCAGGCAUGGGCAACCUCCAAGAAGGCAUGGCCAACAACUGGAGCUGGGGCCGAAUCGUCCUCGUUGGCGACGCCUGCCACAAAUUCACCCCGAACGCCGGCCUAGGCUUCAACAACGGAGUCCAAGACAUCGUCGCACUCUGCAAUGGCCUUCGCGAGGUGGUGGCAGGAAAGCCCAAGCCCGACAUGGACACCCUAUCGCACGUCUUCGAGACAUACAAGGCCAAUCGUCAGGAGCUGCUGCAGGCAGAUGCCACAACGUCGGCGAAUGUAACAAGAAUGCAGGCCUGGCAGAGCUUCUUUUUCUACUUAAUGGCGCGGUUUAUUAUGUCAAUCAAUCCUCUGCAGGUGUGGUUGCUCAAUGUAUUUAGCACGCCGCUGGUGAGCAGGUCUCUUGUUUUCGACUACAUUGCAGACGAGGAGCCUAUGAGAGGCAACUUCCCGUGGGAAAACAAAAUGCCUACUUUGUGA